AUGGAGGUGCUUUCCUUGAUUAUAGGAGCUGUCUACAUUUGUACAGAAGAUGUAUUCCCAAGUAAACGUUUGCAACAACUCAUAGAUCAACAACAUAAGCUGCGUGCAGAUGUUCCAGCUGAAGUCAUACAGAAGAUCAAAUUUGGAAAUAGUAUUUUUGUUGAACAUGCAGCAGAAUUAGAUACCUUUCACAACUGCAUUACUAACAGGAUUUCCCUGCUGCUUGCAAGAGGCAUGGUGCGGUUGGUGGUCAUCGAUUCUAUUGCUGCCUUGUUUCGAUGUGAAUUCGGAGCUUCAGACUCUGUUACAAAGGCUCGGUACUUGCAGACAUUUGGUGCACAGCUUCACAGUUUAAGCACUAGAUUCAGGACUCCAAUAGUGUGCAUUAAUCAGGUGACUGAUAGAGUGAGCGAGUCGGAAGCUGCUCAGUGUGGUGGUAGUGCAGCGGGUAACAGAGUCUCUCCAGCACUUGGAAUAACCUGGGCAAAUCAGCUGCUAAUGAGACUGAUGGUCAGCCGAACACCACAGCCCGAGCAACCCUCUGGAGUUAUGUCACACCACAUUGGAAGUGUGAGGACUUUACAAGUAGUUUUCGCUCCUCAUCUCCCUCCCUCCUCUUGCUACUACACAGUAAAAUUAGAAGGUGUAAAAGGAAUAAAAUAA
Messenger RNA from Nestor notabilis (Kea), 663 nucleotides. RefSeq names its product DNA repair protein XRCC3-like. Bases 1 to 663 code for a protein of 220 amino acids. The record is from RefSeq and is a predicted model, not a curated record. Gene Ontology annotation, cellular component: Rad51C-XRCC3 complex; replication fork. Gene Ontology annotation, molecular function: ATP-dependent DNA damage sensor activity; four-way junction DNA binding; ATP binding. NCBI's taxonomy places the organism in Eukaryota, Metazoa, Chordata, Aves, Psittaciformes, Psittacidae. The transcript has 4 exons. Gene Ontology annotation, biological process: resolution of mitotic recombination intermediates; telomere maintenance via recombination; double-strand break repair via synthesis-dependent strand annealing.